AAUAAAUUUCCGCCUGGCCAAUGCAAUUGGGAAUCAGCCAUGUGAAGGUGGCUGUAAGUGGAAUAUCUAAAGAAUUGAUUUGUGAAACACCCACCAGAUAAGAAUGGAUAUAGUCUAUAAAAGCAGUGUAGUUUAUUAAUUAAACUUGUUAUUGCUACCUGGAAUAAUAGUGGACACCUGAUUGAAGAAGUAAAAUAACAGACGGGAAAAAGAACAAUAUAAUGGUGUCAAAUGUACAAUUGCGUUAUGUUGCUUCAGCAGUAAUAUACUUAAUACUUUUAUGCAACGAACUUGUUUGUCAAGAAAGCACUGAACUGUCAAAAGAUGAUGAAUUAUUACAAUACAAAAGAAAAAUGGAUAUGUAUCGAUUCCAUGGAGCAUUAGGUAAACGACAGAAUGAACAACCGAUUCCUGAAGAUCAGUUUGAAAAAAGAAAAAUAGACUACGCCAGGUUUUUAGGUUCUCUAGGAAAGCGCGCAACUUUUGACGAUAGCUAUCCAGAAGUAGAACGAAGAUCUAAAUAUGAUAGAUUUAUGUUCUCACCAAGCUUAGGUAAACGAUAUGUAGAUCCACAAGAAUCCAUUGAAGCAGAUAAACGACGUCUUGACCGCUUCUCGUACUUUGGCAAUCUUGGGAAAAGAGGAAUGGAUAAGCUGUCAUAUUUUGGAAGUCUAGGGAAACGUGGCCUUGACAGACUAUCUUUCUUUGGAGGGCUUGGGAAAAGAAGGCUUGAUAGACUGUCAUACUUUGGAGGGCUUGGUAAAAGAAGUGGAGAUACGGAUGAAAGGUAUAAUAAUAUUGACAGUGCUGACAAUUACAAUUUGUAUGAUGUAAAUGAUAUUUUGCCUGCGCGCGAAACUAGAUCAUGGUACUGGACAAAUAGAGGUACAAAGCGGUUACCAGUUUCAAUCAGGGGCAUUGAUAAAUAUUCACUGUUCGGUUCACUUGGUAAAAGAAGCAUAGAUCAAGAACGACUUCAAGAAAUUUUAGGAAAAAGAUUAUUAUCUAGGAGUCGUAAUUCUUAUCAAGAUGGACAUGUCCACUAGACAGAUAGCAGAAGUAUGGUACACUCAUGGUUAUAAAUUGUACAUGUUAUCAUUAUUCAUAAUUAUGUAUAGUGGUCUUCAUUUUAAAUUUGCAAAAUAACAUCAGGAGACACAAACAUUAGAUAUAUUUUUCAUAAACUUUGUUCUUCAAUAAAAUAAAUACAUUUCUUUAUAUA
Molecule: messenger RNA, 1222 nt
Organism: Mytilus californianus (California mussel)
Lineage: Eukaryota; Metazoa; Mollusca; Bivalvia; Mytilida; Mytilidae
Product: buccalin-like
Exons: 3
Coding region: 222-1046 (274 amino acids)
Source: RefSeq, a predicted model, not a curated record